AAGCAAUGGUGUGUCAACUUCCGCUGUUAAUGUAAAUACAAAAUGGCUGGGAUACCGGACUACAUCGAGAGAAAAGGCUCUCUGUUCUUAAGAUCAAAUCAUAUGAACUAUGGAAGGGCCACAUUAAACUCGAACUGGCACCAGGCCAGAGAGGCAGAGCCAAAAGAUUACGACAUUAGUCUAGGAGAUGAACGUAAUCUGUGUAAAGCUACAUACAACAGGAUAGGAGAUGUAACUGAUGGGUCCCUGAACAAGACUACUUAUCAAGAUCAUGCUGAACAAACCAAUCUAAAGAAGGAUUUUGAGGAACAAGUUGUGAGGACACCAAUGAUGAACAUGAAUACUGUGGAACAUGCUCACCUUGACAGAGAUUUAGGCACACCUCAGCGGGGAUUUGGUGCAGUUCUACCGAGGCAUAAUCCCGAGUACAAUAAAUGCCACUUAGAAACAACUCACAGAGCAGACUAUCAACCCCCAGACUCAGAUUACACCCCUGUCCCUGAGAAGCCUGCUGAUUUUCCUGACCUGUCAGCUGCAUACAGGAAAUGUAACUCUCAGUUUACGGACACUGCCGACUAUCGGCGCCCUGGCCGCAACACUUGGCAGGACGAGAGUGGAGUGUACGCUAAUACACACUACAAACGACAGGUCAUCCGGAGCACUAAUCCCAUCCCUCCACAAACCUCCUGAGGCCCCACAGGAGGGCAAUCUCUGUAUAUACUGUGUACAUAAUCUAGAGCUGUUAGUGUCAAUAAAGUCCUGUUAUUCACAAGUC
This is a messenger RNA of Saccostrea echinata, 775 nucleotides long. Its product is annotated as cilia- and flagella-associated protein 95-like. The transcript is spliced from 5 exons. Bases 43 to 690 code for a protein of 215 amino acids. NCBI's taxonomy places the organism in Eukaryota, Metazoa, Mollusca, Bivalvia, Ostreida, Ostreidae. Gene Ontology annotation, cellular component: plasma membrane. The record is from RefSeq and is a predicted model, not a curated record.